Messenger RNA from Diospyros lotus (date-plum), 3726 nucleotides. RefSeq lists its product as uncharacterized. Gene Ontology annotation, molecular function: protein binding. The record is from RefSeq and is a predicted model, not a curated record. Gene Ontology annotation, biological process: defense response to other organism. The transcript has a single exon. Bases 753 to 3437 code for a protein of 894 amino acids. NCBI's taxonomy places the organism in Eukaryota, Viridiplantae, Streptophyta, Magnoliopsida, Ericales, Ebenaceae.
AUAUUGAUUUAUGAUUAAUAUUUUGUAAUUAUUGAUUUGGAGUAUAAUUAUAAUGCCAGUUAAUAAAAGUUUAAAUUUAUUAAUUAUAAUAUUGCAUGAUUCAAAUUUUAAUCAUUGUAUAUUUAUUUAAUCAAAAUAAUUGAUUUAUUCCGAUUUAACCCCCAAACUAAACAAAAUAAUCCUUGUAUAUUUAUUCAAAUUUUAUUCACACGACAAGCAAAAGUAGUUGUAGAGAUGGAAGGAGACAAAAAGAUAUGCCAAAAGAAAAAGAAUCUUCACACUUUUAUAUUUUUAUCAAAAUUUUUGUUUGAAUAUUUAGUUGUGAUAAUUUUUUUAUGAUAUUUAUGUAUUAGUGUGUUUGAUUUUAUAUUAUAUUAAUAUAAAUGUAUAAUAUAUUAAUAUAUAAUUAAUAUUAAAAAAAUAAAAUUAUGCGUCUAAAUAAUAUUUUUAUUUUUAUUUAACUGCAAAAUAAAAAUUGGUCUUUUUUAACUACAACUCGUCUCGUCUGUCUUGCACUUGACUGGACUGGAGAGACUGGGAACAGUUGGAGAUGAACAGAUCCAAGGCAUUACAGAGAGCAGCAGCAGAUGAACAUAAUGAUUUCACGGUUGCUUCAAAGUGGCGUUCGAUUGAUUCGAGUUCUCGUCUUCUCCCACCUAUCUGUUCUGUAAACCCUAAACCCUAACUCUUAUCGUACGCUAUUCAGUCUUUUUUGUCUUCUUCAUUCUCUGUUUUCUUCACCCAAAGACAACAUGUCAAACCUUGGCGGCGGCGGUGAGAUUCAAGCCGAUCCGGCCGACCACACUAGGGGAACUCACUCCGACCAGAGAUCGGUCUUGAACUCGCCUCAGCAUGUAGAUUAUCAGAAAGACAGUAAGUGGAAGAUUGGAAACCUCUUUCACAAAUCCAGGCCGAAAACCGCCAAAUCCAAACCAACGGGCGACAGAUCCACCGCAAAUAACCAUGAAGAAGCCGACCAAAAUGGCAGCAGCACCAGGCAUCGUGGCGAGGUUCUGGCGCUUUCGAACUUGAUAAACGCAGAUCUGAUGUCCGUGAAGAAUACCCGACAGCAGGUUAGUACUUACGAAGUUUCAAUUAAUAAACUUUGUGAGAAGUUCGAAGGGCUCAAUGAGCGCGGAAGUGUGGAGGAGUUCCGGGAGCUGAAGAAGGCUGUGAGGAAGUUGAAGCAACAGAUAUCGUCCGGGCACAAGGACGAGGACCCAGAUUCCGAAACGAAUCAGUCUCUGAAAUCGAAUAUCACUGCCGACGUCGAUCGAGCUAAGGCCGACAAGGUGGCUCACCAAAUGCCUGACUUGAACAAGAACCCUAAUUUUGAGAGAAGCUCGGAGUUCAAAGACUUUCAGGCGCGUUAUCUCGAGCUCAAGGAGGAAUUGAGGCUCUGUCUGUUGUGCUUUGCGGUGUUCCCGGAAAAUGAAAAGAUAAAGAAGAAGACCAUGGUGUAUUGGUGGAUCGGGGAAGGUUUUGUACCUCCAGUUGAAAGAGAAAUCACAGAGAAGGAUAAGACCGCCGAGCAAUUUGGAAGUAAAUACUUUGACGAGCUUGUAGCGAAGGGCUUCGUUGAGCCUAUCUACCGAAAGCGUAGUGGUAAGGUGGAAACCUGCAAGAUGCACCCUCUCGUUCGGUCAAUGGUAAUCAGGCUUGCGAAGAGGGCUAACUUCUUCGAUUUUGAUGACGACUUUAAUGCGAAAGAGGACUGCACUCUGUCUCUCAGGGCUUGCUUAACAAGUAAAGGGCUAACAAAGGAUCAGGAAACAAAAAUGUUUGAGGAUUUGGAAAAGCUUCACACUAUGUUCAAUGUUAAUCAGACUAUUCUUGACUUUGAUCCCGAGUGGCUAGCAAAGAUGAAAAAUAUCAAUGUUCUAUACCUGGGAAGGUGGCAGACAGAGGCCACGCAUCACAUUGAAGUUGAGGACACAAAAACCUUGAAGAAAAAGGACGCACAUGUUUUGGAUGGGUUGGAAAAUAUGAAACAUCUGCGGUUUUUGAGCCUUCAAGGGGUCUCCAGAAUUACAGAUCUUCCCAAGGCCAUUUCGGAGCUCACAAAUCUUACAAUCUUGGACCUUAGAGCUUGUCACAACCUUGAGGUAAUCCCUGAUGAAAUUGGCUGCCUCAAGAAGUUGACACACUUGGAUAUGUCUGAGUGUUACCUGCUCGAUCGGAUGCCCAAAGAACUUUCAUCACUCACUGAACUCAGAGUCCUCAGUGGAUUUGUGCUUGGGGAUUCGAAGAGCAGGAACUCAUGUACUCUUGACGAGUUGAAGUCGUUGUCAAAUCUCAGAAAGUUGAGCAUUCACACUGGAACAGAUCAAUUUCCUUCCGAAGGUGAUUUGCGUGCUUUUAAUCAGUUUAGAGCGCUUACCAAGCUGACAAUUGUAUGGGGAAGGGGCUCUGUUCAAGCCAAAAGUGACGAUCCCCGUAGUCAAGCCCCUGCCAGAGAAAAUAAAGAUGACAAAAACAAAGACGUCAGUGAGGCAGAACAACCAGCAACAAAGUCCAAGAGAUCAGACCUUCAAACCGUUCAGGCAGAAUCAUCUCCAUCUAACCAAGGAGCUGGAACCCCGAGCAGAGAAAAUAGCGAAGACAAAGAAGAUAGUGGCAUGGCAGAAGAAGUAGCAACAGCUGCCCAUCACUCGGAUCUUCAAAAAACUGUGCCAAGGUCACGUGGGUCUAAGCAAGUAAAAUGGGCACAAAACAGUAAAAAUGAAAGAGAUGGCAAAAGGAAAGCCGAUAGUACAACAGAACCAGCUAGUGGGAGAAGUUCGACAAUGGCUACGAUUCCUGCCAAAGAAAAUAAAGAAAAUGACAAAAAGAAAGGCAUCACGGAGGCAGAACAACCAACAGCAGCGGCCAAUAGAUCAGGCCUUCAAGGAGUUCAGGCAGAACCAUCUGCAUCUAACCAAGGAGUUGGGACCCCGAGCAGUGAAAUUAGAGAAGAUGGAAAAGCCAAUAGUCCAGCAGUACGAACUACAAGAAGAAGCAGAUUUAAACGUGCUUCAAACUCCCUGGCGAGAACUUUUAGCUCUCCUAGAGCCGCACAGCCAGAAGGUCAACCGCUACUUCCCUCAGGACUGAUUAAAUUGGACCUUCAGUGUUUCCCUCUGAUGAUUGCACCUGAUUGGUUGAGGCCUGGCAAGCUGAAGAACUUAGAGAAACUCUUCAUUAGAGGAGGUAAAUUCGGUGAUCUGGGUCAAUUUCAGGAAUUUGAUGGCGAGCACGUACUCAAUCCUGAAGAUCGCAAGUGGAAGGUUGAGGAAUUGCGUCUCAAGUACUUGACUGAACUAGAGAUGGACUGGAGGGAAUUGCAGGAAUUGUUUCCAAACUUGGAGUACCUCGAAAAGGUAGAUUGCCCGCAACUCUCUCUCUGCCCUUGUGAUGAUUCUGGAGUGUGGAUGAAAAAAAAAAGAUUGACAACAUAAACAGCAGCACGUGAUUGUUUCUAGUUGGUAUUCAGUUUCACUUAAAACAUCUUUGAAGUGUGAACGGAAUUCCAAGCCGGUGACUUAUUCUUGUUUGUUAGGCUUGUCUGGUCUGCCUGUAUUUGAUAUGUUUGUGUCUGUGUUGCAUCAAAGGCAUUAGAAAGUCUUCUUGAGUCUUGACUGGGGUGUGUUUGAAGGACUGAUCAAAUAAAACCCAUACGAUGAACUUUGGAAGAUGCUUUUUUCCUUGCGUGUUGACAAGGAUUGAAUGGAACCAUUAUUGAUUAAA